Ochotona princeps (American pika) is the source of this 2051-nucleotide messenger RNA. It is a transcript of the gene CISH, whose product is annotated as cytokine inducible SH2 containing protein. Bases 331 to 1101 code for a protein of 256 amino acids. Gene Ontology annotation, cellular component: phosphatidylinositol 3-kinase complex. Gene Ontology annotation, biological process: intracellular signal transduction; phosphatidylinositol phosphate biosynthetic process. Lineage: Eukaryota; Metazoa; Chordata; Mammalia; Lagomorpha; Ochotonidae. The transcript is spliced from 3 exons. Gene Ontology annotation, molecular function: 1-phosphatidylinositol-3-kinase regulator activity. The record is from RefSeq and is a predicted model, not a curated record.
CUUUCACGGCGCGAGGCCCUCGGACGCCAGUGUCGGCUCCCCCCUGCACCCUCCGCCUAUCUGCCCAGCCCCACCGCUCGGCCUGCGGUUCUAGGAAGACGGCGCUUCCGGGAAGGGCUGGGACACCAAGGACAAAAGAUUAGGAGGCGGCUCGCCCCGCCCCGCCCCGCCGCACGACCCGCCCCGAAGCCCUCCCUGGACGUCUGCUCCCGGCCGCUCAGUCCCCUGCCCGCCGCCGUCAACCCCGGAGCUGCCCGGCCGACUCCCGCCCGCGCUACCGUCCCGCGAAGCCGCCACCCCGAGCCGCUGCUCCGCCACUGCCGCCGGGAUAUGGUCCUCUGCGUUGAGGGACCUUGUCCUUUGCUGACUGUGGAGCAGAUUGGGCAGCGGCCUCUUUGGACCCAGUCCCUGGAGCUGCCCGAGCUAGCCAUGCAACCCUUACCUGCUGGGGCCUUUCUAGAGGAGGUGGCAGAGGAGACCACAGCCCAGCCAGAGAGUGAACCAAAGGUGCUGGACCCCGAGGAAGAUCUGAUGUGCAUAGCCAAGACCUUCUCCUACCUUCGUGAAUCUGGAUGGUAUUGGGGUUCCAUUACGGCCAGUGAGGCCCGGCAACACCUGCAGAAGAUGCCAGAGGGCACGUUCCUAGUAAGAGACAGCACCCACCCCAGUUACUUGUUCACGCUGUCGGUCAAAACCACCCGUGGCCCCACCAAUGUGCGCAUUGAGUAUGCUGACUCCAGCUUCCGCCUGGACUCCAACUGUUUGUCCCGGCCCCGCAUCCUGGCCUUUCCAGACGUCGUCAGCCUUGUGCAGCACUAUGUGGCCUCAUGUGCUGCUGACACAAGAAGCGACAGCCCUGAUCCUGCUCCUAGCCCAGCCCUGCCUGUCCCUAAAGAUGCACCUGGUGACUCCGUGCCGCCCACCCCUGUGACCACGGCUGUGCACCUAAAACUGGUGCAGCCCUUUGUGCACAGAAGCAGUGCCCGCAGUCUGCAGCACCUCUGCCGCCUCGUCAUCAACCGUCUGGUGACCGACGUGGACUGCCUACCCCUGCCCCGGCGCAUGGCCGACUACCUCCGACAGUACCCCUUCCGACUCUGACUAAACCUGCACCUGCCCAGCCACACACUGCAGGGGAUACCUCCAUCUGGUCUCAAGCUCCUGCUGUCCCUCCUCCAGUCCUCCUGGUGCCUGCAUGCACUUGGCAGCUAAACCAAGAAGAGCCAGCAAGAGCAAGAUGGGGACAGGGCUGGGGGGAGCUGUCACACAACUUGGAGGCCAGUAUUCCCAGGCCCCAUGCGGCUCCAUUGUGGUGAGCCUUGUAUCAGAGGAGAGAGGCAGGCAGGACCUGUCUCACCCUGUGGACUGGGUCUAGGCCUCUGCACACUGGCCUGUCCCAGCCAACUGAACUGUGUAGACUUGCCCAGUCCUGGUUUCUCAGCCUGCAGGCUGGGGCAGGCCCCUACCUACCUCCAGUCUCUGGUUCUGGGAGGGUGAUAGCAAUGAAAAUCUUGCAGGAAAGCGGGCCAGGUUGGGGCUGUACAGUUCAAGAAUAUUUAUUUAUUUAUUUUCCAUGAGGUUGGCCUCAGGGUUGGGCCACCCUACCUCUCUGCCCCGAGCCCUAGGUGGUCCAGAGACCCCACCUCUAUGCCAGCUUCCUAGCUCUUCCUGCCAACAACCCCUUCCUGGGAUGUGCCCUAAGUGGCCUGGCGCUGACUCACCUGUGAAUUGCCCUCACCCCCCUGCCCCAGCCCCAUGUUGGGAGGGUGGAAGCACAGGAAAUGAAGCCAGAGCCCCAUCUGCACAGAGCUGGUCUCCUGUGGCACGGGCCAUGUGCAGUAUGUGGGUUGAUUCAGGAAAGGGGUGCCAGUUGGAGGGCUGCACUGCUGAGCCUAUCAUGCCCAGGAAGUUGCCUGCAUGGGAGAAGAGAGAGAGAGAUACAUAUCUAAUAAGACUUUAUAAAAUAAUGAUCAUAACAAAAACAGAAUUUGGUGAUCUUUUUUCUUCCACUGUUUUUUUGGUAAUGAUAAUAAAAUUGUACCUUUCAUUUA